Messenger RNA from Ectocarpus sp. CCAP 1310/34, 633 nucleotides. Lineage: Eukaryota; Phaeophyceae; Ectocarpales; Ectocarpaceae. The record is from the annotation of a GenBank genome assembly.
AUGGAGGCUCGUGGGACAGGGCAAGCGACGCCGCUUGUGCGCGAGGAGGCGACGGUACCCGGCAACGGGAUUCCGGGGGACGGAGGCAGCGUUCCCCCGNGUGGGGACGGCGGUAGCGAUGGUGAUCCCGGCGACUCCGAGAACCUCGAGGAGUUGAAGUAUGAUCCAGCCGACGACCGCUACCCCCACGGGCUAGAAGGGAAGAAACUCCUCUGUGGCGCCUGGAACGCUGGCCCGCUGCGCCAUGGGCUUGAGAGUGGCCGCACGCGGAAGCAGACCCGGGAGAUGCAAGGUGCCGGGGAGAUGCCGGGGCCCGGAGAAACAUCGUACCCGGAAGAGGCACUGCUGGCGACCAUCCUGGAAACUGGCGGGACGGGGAUUGUUGAGGACUACAUGUGCAACUCGCUUGUGAAGGAGCAGUGGGACGAGGAGCAGACACGCCGUAUGGAGGAGAUGUACAGGCGCGAGAUGCAGGAGGUGUUGGGCCCGGAACAGCAGGCGUUCGGGGCCGAGGUCGACGCCAGCGGGUCUUUGCAACCACUCCCAGACCCACAGCUAAGUAUGACCUAGCCAAUCGGGCAGAAGCCGAGUGAUGUGGAAGCAGUACCGAUGACGUACAAGGAUGUGAGGUGU